UCCUCUAUAGUGCAAGAGAGGAUUGAAAUUGAACAGAAUAUGGAAAGAUAAUGAAAAUAAAAUGUCCAGACACGUUGUGACCCUUGCAAAAUGGCUUCCUCUGAAUAUUUGCACAAAAAACGAACUAUUCGAAGGAUGCGAGGAACUAGAAAAUGAUGCAUCAAAUUUGCUACAUAGAAUAAGCAAUCUUUCACAAAAUAUUCAAUUCAAGAGUCAUUCCAAAAUGAUGCAACAUUUAAUUGAACACGAUUUGGAUUUUCAAGAAUUAGAAGAUAUUUGUGAUAAAAUGGAUGUUAUUAUGAACAAAUAUAAUGAUAUUAUUCCCCAACUAAAUGGAAAUCAAGAAAGUUUUAUACAAGAAAAGAUGCAUAUUUGGAAGAAUAUAUUGUGGAAAUUGAAACUUAAGAUAUGUUAUAAUAUUCAACAAGUGAUUAUAGAAACUGGACAUCUGUUCGUUUAUUUUGGUAACAAAAUUCUGGAAUUGGUAAUGAGACUUAGCAAAGUUUACAACACACUCUUAUCGAUAGACCAGAAGUAUACAAUGAAGGAUAAUGUCAGUAUCUGCAGUAAUACAUGUCCCAAAUUGAUGUUUCCACUCAAAAAAAUGUCUGUUACCAGGCUGUUACAAGUUCUUGCCAUCAACAGGGCGGAAAUAUGUUGCCACAAAUUGAUUGAUUGCCUUCUAGAAACUUACAAGAAUUUCGAUUGUUCGGCUGAAGAGGACGACGAGAGCGAUAAUUCAAGCAUUGAAAUAUACAGAGCUUUGACUAAACAUAUGUCACUUCCCGAAAAUGACGAUGAUGAUGAAAAUAAACAUGAAAAGUUAGUGAACCGGUGGAGUGACAAUGAAUCGUUCCUGAAUAUGGAAAAACUUUUAUCAUACGAGGAGAAAAACGUAGAGGAUCUACUAGAAACUGCUGCAAAUAUUGCUCCAGCAAUGCUAGGCUCAGAAGCAAUCAAAAAGUCAAAAACAUCAGGUACAUCCAGAAUUAAUAAGAAAGCGAAAAUUAAGGUCUUAGAGUAUUAUGAAGAAAUUUUGUGGGGUGAAGUAGCAAAUUAUUUGGAGCAUAUAGUUUUGUGGUGGGUCCCAAGUCCACUGGCCUUAAGAGUUCCUCAUUCAAGUCAACAUCUGAGAGAUUGGAUUCUACAGUUCAUACCAACUGCUGAUAUACCUCCAGUGAUAUCAUCUGCACUUACAAGCCUAGCCGAUGCCUUAGGAGUCCACGUGACUUCAACAUCUUGGGAUCAACAUUUCAGAUUGACCUUGGUAGCUUCUCUAGGGAAAAAUAAUUUGAGUACUGGUCCAUUGAUGAAGGAUACUCUGGAAGACCUUGUAAAUCUGUGCAAUCAAUGUGAAGCCACACCAGACUGGAUUGUUGGUGCGCCCCUUGAAGAACUACCAAUAGUUGAACAAAUUCCCGUCCUACAUAGGUUAGAUCAUUCUGUCCAUACAAUCAGGUUGUGGGCCAUCAACGAAAGUAAAAAAUACGCUCAUAGCUGGAAUGUUGCAGCAUUUUUCAAAAUAGUCUGUAAAGACAUUGCCGCAUGUCUUUCACAGUUGGACAUUUUGAAAUUGCAAGACCACAGUGCCACUGUUGAAAAGGGUGGUCUUGGAGAACACGUGAGGGUUUGUACUUUGAUGAGAGCUAAAUUGGUUUCAGAAGUGGCAGAGAAUGUUAAAAAGCUGAAGCAAACAAGAGCAGAAUGUAUUGAAACCCUGGCGUCUAUCUGUAGAAUAAUCUGUUUAGCCAUCUUAAAAAUGAUAUUUCCUCCUCCAUCUUACUGGAAGAAUGGAAAGACAGUACCAUCGGUAUCGAGCAAAUAUGUGGAUAAAUAUCUUAACAGGAUAAUGCUUCCUGUUCUGGCUUCUUCGGAAGAUCAUCUAGUCACAAAUAUGAUACUGAAACUGAUUUGUGAAUCAUGGCUGGAUCACAUAUACAUGACCAAGAUCAAAUUUUCACAUGAUGGGGCUAUACAGCUACUUUUAGACUUUGCCCACAUCAAAAAUUGGAUUGGGAGCUGUGCUAUUAUCGAUAACAAGAUGAAGAAGAAGAUGAUGAAAAACGAAAUUCUUCGCAGGUGUGAAGGAGUUGGGAAGCUGUUGCUUAGAAGACCUGGAGAACCCAUAAAAAUGAACGAUAAAAAAAAGGAACAGAAUCCACCAGAAAGCUCAGAUUCAGAAAAAAAUGUAAUGAUGCCACCAGAAAUGUAUGUUCCAAACCAAGAGCAGUGGUUAGAAUUGAGAGCAAUGAAGAAAAACAUAUUUUUGCCGAAACUAUGUUGCGAAUGAUUAUCCGAUUCAUUAUCUUCCUACUAUUGUCAAUUAUGUUCUCCUCGAUGUUCUCAGAGUUGAUAUUAUCAAUCACUGUUUAAUUUAAAUCUCAUUGAAUUAUUCCUUAAGCACAUUGUUACUUAAAAAUAUCAAUUAUAUAUAGUUUAAACUACAAUACAUUAUUACAUUAAUUAAUAAUACGUUAAACCUAAUAAAAUGAACCAUAUUCUAUU
Harmonia axyridis is the source of this 2505-nucleotide messenger RNA. RefSeq lists its product as uncharacterized. Bases 62 to 2290 code for a protein of 742 amino acids. The record is from RefSeq and is a predicted model, not a curated record. The transcript has 10 exons. Lineage: Eukaryota; Metazoa; Arthropoda; Insecta; Coleoptera; Coccinellidae.